UGGACUGCCCCAUUCUCUUAAAUGUCAGCACUCAGAACAGAGCUCCAGACCUUAUUUUGAAUCUGACUCCGAGUUCUGUAUCAUUUGGUUCACCCUUAUUACUCGUAGUUUGUUAUGGUACACAAAGACCUUUGUGAACAUAGCUCCAGUCCGUGUGAAGUUUGAACCAUUAUUAAUCUGAGGAUGACUAAAGACGCAUUAGCUGUCAUUAUCGUGGUCUUGUGGCUGCUCUGCAAUCCGGCGAGGAUCAGGGGAAACGGGGGAUUUCAAGGCGCCAUUCCUCACCCAAAUAAAUACAGCCCAAACCAGUCGGAACAGUCACCGCAGACACCGCAGUCCAGCUCCAGGGGAACGGGACUGCCUUCGGUCGCGGACGAGGUGCUGGACUCCAGCCAGGAGGCUUUACACGUGACGCAGCGCAGUUACCUCAAACUUGACUGGUGUAAAACACAGCCGCUGAAACUGAUGAUCUACGAGGACGGGUGCCAGCCGCUCGUCAUCAUCAACCGCUUUUGUUACGGACAGUGCAACUCAUUCUACAUCCCUCGACAUGUUUAUCAAGAGGACAGUGCGUUUCAGUCGUGCUCAGUGUGUAAGCCAAAGAGUUACACUACAGUUACUUACACGCUCCUCUGUCCCGGACAGACUCCCAGCACGAGGAAGAAGCGCGUGCGCCGCGUCAAACAGUGCCGCUGUACUUCUGUCGAUUUGGAUUAAAUUAGCUGACGUCAUUGUUUGUAGGCUUCUUUUGUCUUAAAGUCACAAAUUCAUAUGACUGAAUAAUGUGGGAGUAUCAUCGAUUUGUUUCCUCUAUCAUUAGUUGUUCAGUCAUCAAAAUGAGGCCUUUAUAUUGUGAAGAAAUACAACUGAUGCAAUUAAAUGUAUUAUAAAACAAGUUGGCUAAGUUAUAAGGCUAUAAAAUAGUGACAUUUUAAAAAAUAUGCUUAUAUUAUUUUCCACUGUGUGGAGCACGAUUUGCGCAUUGAUGCAAAUAGCUUAUUUUGUGGCUUGAUUUGUAAUGUGGGAUACAUUACAUAUUAGGCUAUUGAUGUAAAUAAGCACCCCCCCCAAAUCCAAUUCAUCAAUCUUUGUCCUGGUCUUUAUUACCAUACUACAAUGUAAAAAGAAUGUGGUGCCAAUUUACUGCCUUUUUAAUCAACAAACAAGAAAACAAGUUAAAUGCAUGGAAAAUUGUUUUUAUAUUAAUACAAACUUUUUACAGUGUUGAGUUUAUUAUAAAAUGAACAAUAUUACUGUGAUUAAAUGGCAAAAAGAUGUGAAGCAACAUAACUUUCAUAAUAUGUGAUGUUCAUCCAAAUAAAACUGAUAGGGUAGUUUAAUAUCAAUAUGUACAUUAUCUUUUUUUAUAUUCUGUAAUGAUUUAAUAUGAGCAUAAAAAGCUACUAAACUUUGUUACUCAAUAUGCAAAAUAAAGUUACUGCCUUUUUCAA
Molecule: messenger RNA, 1451 nt
Organism: Carassius carassius (crucian carp)
Lineage: Eukaryota; Metazoa; Chordata; Actinopteri; Cypriniformes; Cyprinidae
Product: gremlin-1-like
Exons: 2
Coding region: 184-717 (177 amino acids)
Biological process (GO): animal organ morphogenesis
Molecular function (GO): receptor ligand activity; BMP binding
Source: RefSeq, a predicted model, not a curated record